AUGGCGUCGUUUUUUCCCUCCUUUUUCGGCUGGUGUUAUCGUGGGAUUGCUAUUGUGCCACUGGGCUGGCUGCGUGGUCCCUUCCUUGAGCUUCGCGGCAAGCGAGAUACGCGUGGCACGCGGCGCCGCUUAUUUGCGACAGCGUCGGCCCAAGGUUGGCUUCGUGAUCGACCCUCUGCCUGUCUCCGUGUUGCGCAGCUUUCUUUCGCCGGAUGGCGCGCUUGUGGCGUAGCGUGCGUCGGGCAAAUGUCGUGGGGCGGGUCCCGCCGCGCCUGUCACGUGCCGUGGCUCUGCUCUGCUCUGCACUGCUCUGUGGCGGCGUUGCCUGUGGGAUGGCCUGAACGCGACGGAGUCGCGGGUGUUGUGAGUGCCGGGCCUGUUUCGUUGGGGGUUGCCCAUCUGGCGACUACGCACGCGCUUCGGCGGAGACGAACGCGCCGGCCACGUUGGGACGCGGCCUCGGUGGGCGCCCCUUCCUAA
This is a messenger RNA of Trypanosoma conorhini, 480 nucleotides long. RefSeq lists its product as uncharacterized. The record is from RefSeq and is a predicted model, not a curated record. Bases 1 to 480 code for a protein of 159 amino acids. Lineage: Eukaryota; Euglenozoa; Kinetoplastea; Trypanosomatida; Trypanosomatidae. The transcript has a single exon.